Messenger RNA from Urocitellus parryii (Arctic ground squirrel), 2543 nucleotides. The record is from RefSeq and is a predicted model, not a curated record. NCBI's taxonomy places the organism in Eukaryota, Metazoa, Chordata, Mammalia, Rodentia, Sciuridae.
GGAAAUGAAAACCCUCUUGAACCCCGAGUAUCUGGAACAUGAUGCCUAUGCAAUGUUCUCACAACUGAUGGAAACUGCUGAGCCUUGGUUUUCCACUUUUGAGCAUGAUGGUCAAAAGGGGAAAGAAACUCUGAUGCCUCCCAUCCCCUUUGCCCGGCCACAGGAUUUAGGACCAACAGUUGCUAUUGUUACUAAAGUCAAUCAGAUCCAGGAUCAUCUACUGAAGAAGCAUGAUAUUGAGCUCUAUAUGCACUUGAACAGACUGGAAAUUGCACCACAGAUAUAUGGAUUACGGUGGGUGCGGCUGCUGUUUGGCAGAGAGUUCCCUCUGCAGGACCUCCUGGUKGUCUGGGAUGCCUUGUUUGCAGAUGGCCUCAGCCUGAGUUUAGUGGACUAUAUCUUCAUAGCCAUGUUACUCUACAUUCGAGAUGCUUUGAUCUCUAGUAACUACCAGACCUGUCUUGGCCUUCUGAUGCAUUAUCCACUCAUCGGGGAUGUGCACUCACUGAUUCUUAAAGCUCUGUUUCUUAGAGACCCAAAGAAAAAUCCAAGACCAGUGACUUAUCAAUUCCAUCCCAAUCUAGAUUAUUACAAAGCACGGGGAGCAGACCUUAUGAACAAAAGCCGGACCAAUGCCAAAGGUGCUCCCCUGAAUAUAAAUAAAGUUUCUAAUAGCCUGAUUAAUUUUGGAAGAAAGCUGAUUUCCCCAGCAAUGGCCCCAGGCAGUACAGGUGGUCCUGUACCUGGGAGUAACAGUGGCAACUCCUCCUCUGCUGCUUUCCCCACCAGGACCUCAGCAGAAGCCUUGAGGCAUCAUUUGCAACCACAGCAGCAGCAGCAGCAGCAGCAGCAGCAGCGGCUGAUGAAAUCCGAAAGCAUGCCAGUGCAAUUGAACAAAGGCGAUAUAGUUACAGGAAGCGAUGCUCAGGUUUCUGUUCCUGUCCAGACUCUAACUGACCUCCAAGGGCAAAAUUCUAAAAACAUCAGUUCAUCUCCAAGCAUUGAGAGUUUGCCUGGAGGAAGAGAAUUCACUGGCUCCCCACCUUCAUCUGCUACUAAAAAAGAUUCCUUUUUUAGCAACAUCUCCCGGUCCCGCUCACACAGCAAAACUAUGGGCAGAAAAGAAUCUGAAGAAGAAUUAGAAGCCCAGAUUUCCUUCCUUCAAGGGCAGUUGAAUGACCUGGAUGCCAUGUGCAAAUACUGUGCAAAGGUGAUGGACACUCAUCUUGUAAAUAUUCAAGAUGUGAUAUUACAAGAAAAUUUGGAAAAAGAAGAUCAAAUUCUGGUUUCCCUGGCAGGAUUAAAACAGAUCAAAGACAUUCUAAAAGGUUCCCUGCGUUUCAACCAGAGCCAACUGGAAGCUGAAGAAAAUGAGCAGAUUACCAUCGCAGAUGACCACUACUGCUCCAGUGGCCAGGGCCAGAACCAACAAGUUCCUGGAUCCACCAAGCAGGCUUCUGCAGAAACUCCUGGGCUCACAGACAGAGGGGGCUCUGAUGACUUCAUCCUGGUUUCAAAAGAAGAUGAGGGGGGCAGUGCCAAGGGGCACUUCUCAGGUCAGGCUCAGCCUCUUCGCACCCUCAAAAGCACAUCUGGGAAAAGCCGGACCCUGGCCUGCUCUCCUCUGGUGUUCUCAGAUCCCCUGAUGGGCCCAGCCUCAGCAUCCUCCAGCAACCCCAGCUCCAGCCCUGAUGACGACAGCAGCAAGGACUCUGGCUUCACCAUCGUGAGCCCCCUGGACAUCUGACCACAGGGACCCAGUCUCCCCCUCAGGGGCCUCCCUAGGGGAGACCCCUCUGAAACCAGUGCUGCUUCCCCAGCAUGCAUUUGGCAUUGGUACAGCCCAUUGGAACCCUUUAGAAAGAAGCAAAUACACCUAUGUUCACAAAAAUGCAGACAGGACUUUCUGGGCCCUUACCUGACCCCACCCCAAUUCUUGCUCUGAAUUAGAGCCAGACUAAGUACCCAGAACCAUACUCUGAGAAAAGACCAAGCCACAAUCAGAACCACUUUUCCCCAUCUUCUCCUCCCCAACUGAGAGUGUCUGACAGUGCCAUCAGUUACCUUUAGGUGAAGGUGGACAGUUUCCCUCCCUCAAAGCGUCAGCCACCGGGAAAGUAGUUGAUAUCGAGAGUGCUUUCUCUGUAGAAAUCUGUCUCAUAUUACUUAGUUCCUACCUAGGGAAGCCAUGUAGCAGAGCCAAGUGCAAUAGAAUGAACUAGAACAAGGGAUUCCAGGACAUGGAAAAACCCAUUACUCAAUUACUGACCUCUCAAAAUUAUGAUUUCUAGAAACUGGGUCUAAAGUUAAAAGUUGUUUGGAGGUAUGGUGUGAUUUAAGAUUCGUUAAAGAAGACAUUUAAAAUCCUCAGGCUAAAUAGAUUUUGGCCUUAUAGUUCCUCCUUAAACAAUUGUAUUUCACUUUUUAGAAUCUUUUACAGAAAACAAGGUCACUUUAAGCUAUCUUUACUAUACUGACUUCAUAAGUUGCAAGAGUAUUACUAUCCUUGAAUUGAAAAAAAAAAAAAAAAAGUGACCCUGACU